This is a messenger RNA of Antechinus flavipes (yellow-footed antechinus), 1241 nucleotides long. It is a transcript of the gene CMSS1, whose product is annotated as cms1 ribosomal small subunit homolog. The transcript is spliced from 9 exons. Bases 185 to 1036 code for a protein of 283 amino acids. Lineage: Eukaryota; Metazoa; Chordata; Mammalia; Dasyuromorphia; Dasyuridae. The record is from RefSeq and is a predicted model, not a curated record. Gene Ontology annotation, cellular component: 90S preribosome; nucleus.
CAGUAAGUGUCUCCUGGGAGGAGUGCGAGCGUCAGUUGGCUGCUGCGAGUGCUCCUGGGUUCCGCACUCCGCGUGCUUCCAGUACGAGCGUAGGGGGCAGCAGCUGUGUUUGGGGAUUCCGGUAUUAGGACAGCGAUUGCACUCUAAGCGUCCUCAGCUGCGGUGUUCACUUCCUGGAGCCGGGAUGGCUGACGACCUGGGAGACGAGUGGUGGAAAUCGGAUGGGGUAGGAGCCGGCGGCGGCAGCAGCGCAGAUACAUCAGAUAAUGAAGAAAAGGAAAAAGACAUAAAUAUGGCAGAAAAGAUGCAAGAGGAAUCCACCCCUAUGCCUGUUUCACCCAAGAAAGACAAUCAGUUUGCUUUACAGCCUCAAGAAUGUUUCCUGUUGCGAGCAAAAGAAAAGAAAGAGAAGGCUUCCAAGACCAAGAAGAGACGAAAGAAGAAAAUUUCUGAUGUUCUUGCAAAAUCAGAACCCAAACCAGGAGCCCCAGAAGAUCUGCAAAAACUGGUGAUGGAUCAGUUGAGCAUCAAGCAUUCAGUGAUUGAAUUAGAAGAACUGAAACUGCCAGGGUCUGCUGUAUUUGAAAUGACUAACUUUUUCUGUGUUGCAGUCUGUCCCAAAUGGGCCAAACUUCGAAAGAACCACAAGGAAAAGAAGUCAUUGAUAAUGCUGAUAAUCUGUAGUUCUGCACUCCGGGCCUUGGAACUCAUUAGAUCAAUGACAGCAUUCAAAGGUGACUGUAAAGUGCUGAAGUUAUUUGCAAAACACAUAAAGAUUCAGGAGCAGGUAAAGUUGUUGGAGAAAGGUGUGGUCCAUCUGGGAGUGGGAACACCUGGAAGGAUCAAAGCACUCAUUCAGCAAGAUGUCCUUAAUUUGAACUCCCUAAAGUAUUUGGUUUUUGAUUGGAACUGGAGAGAUCAGAAGUUGAGGAGACUGAUGGACAUUCCCGAGAUAAGAAAAGAAGUUCUUGAACUGUUGGAAAUGAAACUGAUAAGUCUGUGUAGAGCCGAUUCUUUGAAGCUGGGACUUUUUUAAUUCCCAAAUUCUAAUGAAGAUCCAAAUUAUGACAUAAGGAUAGAAUUUGCAUCUGAAUUUAAUGUGACCACACGCUGCCAAAUGAGUCAUACACAAUGGAUGUUUGCCUUUUGGGAUGCUUUAGCAAACCUGUAUCUUAUUGCCUUUUUUUUUUUUGCCAGCUCUUUAUAAUAAAGUAGAGCAAAUUUGUGUCGUUUUUACUUGA